Messenger RNA from Hydractinia symbiolongicarpus, 2740 nucleotides. Its product is annotated as synaptotagmin 1-like. Gene Ontology annotation, biological process: cellular response to calcium ion; regulation of dopamine secretion; synaptic vesicle endocytosis. Gene Ontology annotation, molecular function: clathrin binding; phosphatidylserine binding; syntaxin binding. Gene Ontology annotation, cellular component: membrane. The record is from RefSeq and is a predicted model, not a curated record. Lineage: Eukaryota; Metazoa; Cnidaria; Hydrozoa; Anthoathecata; Hydractiniidae. The coding region runs from base 1128 to 2321 and encodes 397 amino acids. The transcript is spliced from 3 exons.
AUAUUUUUAAACUCGUUCACAACAUCUUCCAUAUCUUGCGAUAUCUUUAACGUGCCAUUUAAGAUUGUUUUAAUGUCUGAGAGGUUUGUGCUAACUUCGUUUACCGAUCGUUUGAAAUCGCGAAUUGCGCGAAAGAACUUUAGAAAAGAAAAGCACAUGCUUGUGUAGCAGUCGCCGAAGCAAAGAGUUCUUAAAAAACAAGAACAUGUAUUUCAAAUUUUAAUGCAAUUUCCAACUUCGUACUUACCCUUUUCAACCUCUACCAACAAUUAUGUUACAUUUUUGAAACUGUUAGAAAAGAGUAAUAGGCACGAAGUUGUAUUUUCGAAUGUAAAGCAAAAUUCGAACGACAGCUGUUGCAACAACAUCGUUCUCUAAUGCCGAAAGUGAUUUACAACUGUGAGUAUAGAUACAACUUUAAGUGAAGAUGUUUUGAAAAAACCUUAGAUAGUGGUAAGUUUAGUUGUAUUUUUCCUAUAUUUGUUCUUGUUUAUCUAAAUGUAAACAAAUAAACAAACAAACAGCAAGCAAGUAAAACAAAAAAGGGGAAACUGCUUUUGUCUCGAAUUAACCUUAUCGGAAACACAACUCGCUUGCUGCACGAUAUUUCAAAUUUUGUUUUGUUUUUUGUUUAUGCUUGCUUGCCCAAAUGUUUAUUGUAAUGUUUAUGACAACUUACAUUAUUGUCAACAGGUUGUAUAGAAGGUGGGUAAAAUUGUUUUUAUCUCCACGUCACGGACGACGAUCGUAAUAAUUGUAACCUCGUUCCCAAUUUCUUUUGUUACGACGUGGUAAAAGUACUUUUUUAUAACAACGAACUUUAUAGGAACAUAUGGCUUCUGAGGUCCACAACUUUAGAACAUGUUAAGAACAUUUUAGGGUUUUGUCAAUACUAAGUGCUUAAAUGCUCCUUUAAACUUCAAAAAUGAUAAAAUAUGAGAAAAAUUAAGAACAAUUUAAGAACAUUUUGAGGCUUUAAAUUGAAAAAGUUAAGAACAUUUAAAAGCUUCAUUUAAGUUGAGUGUUCUUAUAAAAAAAGUUUAGUUUGUCAAAAAGGCAAAGGAAGUCUUAUUAGCGAUGUUGUGAAUAAUAUCUAUUUCUUUAUUCUAUCUUUUCUUUUUCUAGUUAUGGCACCAGCAGCGUUUUUGGAGCCAGUUUGGCAGCACCUCGAAAAACUCCCUCUCCCGCCCUAUCUUUCUUUGCUUAUCAUCAUUCUUCUGUUGGCGUUAGCAAUUGCUUUACCCAUCGUUAUUAUAUUAUUUUUUGGUAAACAAUGUGGAAAAUGUUGCCGCAAGAUGUUUGGCUGUUGUAUCAAGUUAUGCAGAGGAGCUCUAGCUGCUGAUGACGUCGACUACAGUCACAUCCAGUUAACAAAUAGGACAUUUUAUGAAAAGAUCCAUCCUUCUGCUGAUGAGUUAGAGUUUAGCGCCGAUCAAGUUGAUGACGAUAAGUUUGGAAUACAGCUUGGUCGUGUAAGAUUUGGGUUGGAAUAUGAUGUUGACGCAGAAUCGUUAAGUGUUACAAUCUAUGAAGCAAGAGAUCUCCCCUCUGCUGAUGAAGGUGGUGCGUCUGAUCCAUACAUUCGAGUGAUGCUUUUGCCCGAUACGAAACGACGUUACGAAACUAUCGUGUUGGAUGCAACUUUAAAUCCUGUUUAUGAACAAACGUUCACCUUUAAAAAUCUACCCAAUUCAGAACUGUUGAAUCGAACGCUGUGCAUACGUGCUUUGGAUUAUGAUACAUUCCCGGGACACGAUAUCCUUGGGGAAACUCUUAUACCGAUCAUUGAUAUAAAUAUUGCAAAGCCGAUAGAAAUGUGGCGGAUUUUAGUUCCAGGUUAUGAUGUGGACAACCCGGGGGAAUUCCGACAAUCUGUUUCGGAAUAUGGCGAUAUAUGUCUAGCAAUGCAGUACAUGCCUGCCACUGGAAAAUUGUCAGUUUUUUUAAUCGAAUGUAAGAACUUGAAAAGUGUUGAUGAAGGGGGAGUAUCUGAUCCUUUUGUCAAAGUAACAAUGUUUCAACGCAAAAAGAAAGUAAAAACACAAAAGACGCGAUACAUUAAACAGACUUUAAACCCUUAUUACAACGAGGAAUUCACCUUUAAACUCGAUGCAGCAUUAGUGCCGGUAACCGACAUCCGGUUUCUAGUUCUUGAUUAUGACUUGUUUGGUGGUGCCGACGUCAUAGGACAAAUAACCGUGGGUGCUCACUCUUACGGACCUCAGUUAAGACACUGGAGGGACAUGUUAUUGUCACCUCACAGACCUGUAGCUUGCUGGCAUAUGUUGAGGUCCAAGCCGAAACCUGGAGAAGAGGAUUGAAAGUUUGUGGAAGUUUUAUUAAGACACGCCGGCAAAAGCUGCAAUGGCUUUUCAUUCGGAUUGUUCGCCAACCAAUUUAUAUCCUUUAUGGUGGUAAUUAGGUUUUGUACUCAUUUCUGCUUAGGAAAAGAUAAUUUGCGAAAGAAAUCUUUUGCUACACUUUUUUUGCGGAACUUAUUUUUCAAAAUAUCUGAUUUCUUGUAUGAAAAAUCGUUUAUCCGCAAGAAUUUCUUUUGCAAAUUUUCCAUUUCUUGUAUUCGCAACAACUGUUUUUUAUGAAGAUAACGCAUUAGGCUCAGAUAGGGGACUGAUGACAGAAAAUGUCAAAAUUUGCUAUUACUUGAAUAUGACAUCAUAAUUUACGCAGCAUAAUUAAAUCUGAAAUUCUUUAAAUGUAAAUAUGAUAUGAAAAACGAAAA